Cotesia congregata is the source of this 1023-nucleotide messenger RNA. Lineage: Eukaryota; Metazoa; Arthropoda; Insecta; Hymenoptera; Braconidae. The record is from the annotation of a GenBank genome assembly.
AUGGAUCCUCAAAUAUUUGCUCAAAGCUUGAAAAGAGAAGCUGCUUUAUAUAUUGCCAAAUUAUUUGAUUUACCCGAUUUACCUCGAAGCAGAGUCCAUGACAUUACCAAUGGUUUCACACAAUUUUUAAACAAUAGUCCUAUCACGAUUCUUUUUAUGCACUUAUUAAACAGCUUAGAAUUUUUAAAUGAAUCACCUAAUAAUUUAUUAGCGAUGAAAACAAUGCUCGCAUUAAUUUUAAAUCCUUUCGAAGAAUUACGUACAGAGCAUCAAUGCUUACAACAUUUUGAAGACACUGAUACAUAUAUACCGCCAAUUGAAGUUGUUGUUGGAACCAAAAAACGUUACAAAAAUAUUAAAGAUGAAAUUAUUUCAACAAAUGAAAAUAUCACCGUUCAAGUUAUUCCACUACAACAAGUUUUACAAAAAUUUUUUGAAUUGCCGAAUGUUUUUGAACUUACUUUAACAUAUAUUAGUAAUCUAGAAAAUGAAAAAAUUCUUUAUAGUAAUAUAAUACAAGGUUUAAAGUGGAGAGAAAAAAAAAAUUUCGGUGAAAGAAUUGUUUUUCCCAUAUUAUUUUAUCAGGAUGAUUAUGAGACUAAUAAUCCUUUAGGCAGCCGAAAAGGGUUAGGCAAACUUGGUACAGUCUAUAUCAUUAUUCCUUGCUUGCCGCCAUCUCUACGAUCCAAAGUUGAAAAUAUUUUCUUAUUAUCAUUACAUAAAUGUGAUGAUUUACAAUAUGUUACUUUGAAAACAAUGUUAUCUAGAGCUAUUGUAGAAUUGAAAAGCUUGGAAUCUACUGGUAUAACAAUAAGAACAUCGUCGGGGCAACAUCAAAUUUAUUUUUCAUUGGCUGGAGUGAUAGGAGACAAUCUUGCUAUCCACUCGAUGCUAGGAUUUGUAGGUAGUUUCUCAUCACAUUAUCCUUGUCGAUUUUGUUUGAUUAAUAGAGCUGAUAUAAACAGUACAUUUGAUGAGUCUGAUUGUAUACUCCGUACAGAUGAAAAUUACAAAAAUGAUUGA